GUUCUGUGAAGUGAACCGUCCUGUUAAAGAGUCCUUGGGUUAAAAGAGUAUUGAGAAAGAAGAGUCAUUCUUUUCAGUUUUAUUGAUAGCAACAUCAGUAAUUGCAAAUAUACAAUAUAAUACGUUAAAAAAUGGUUAUUAAUGCAAGUACUUACUUAAAACCUAUAUCUACGUUACUAAAAGUAAAAUUAGAUAAUACCAAAAGUAAGAUACCAACUUCGGAGACGACAGUAAAAAUAUUUAAUUUGCUAAAAAAAUCCAACUCUCCAUUAGGUCCCCAAAAUCAAAUUGAAAAAAUCCAAAUACAACAGUGGAUUGAAUAUGCUCAAGUAUAUGGUGUUCAUGUUGAUAGUUCUUAUAAUGCAAAAAUUGUUUUAAAAGAACUUAAUAAUAUUUUAGCCCUCAAGACAUACUUAGUUUCACAUAGGUUAACAAUCGCUGACAUAUUAUUCUUUUAUAUGCUUUUAAGAGUAAUGGAAACUUUAUCGAAUCUUGACAAGGAAAAAUAUUUGAAUGUUUGCAGGUGGUUUGAUAAUAUACAAAAUGACACAUUAUUAAGAGAUAAUAAUAAAAUCAUAGAUUUUAGAUCUAAUUUCCUAGCUACAUUGGUACCAGCAAAACAUUAAAACAACUAAAAUAAGUAAUUUACAGAAUAAAAUUGUCUAACAUA
Molecule: messenger RNA, 670 nt
Organism: Diorhabda sublineata
Lineage: Eukaryota; Metazoa; Arthropoda; Insecta; Coleoptera; Chrysomelidae
Gene: AIMP3
Product: eukaryotic translation elongation factor 1 epsilon-1
Exons: 4
Coding region: 132-626 (164 amino acids)
Biological process (GO): positive regulation of DNA damage response, signal transduction by p53 class mediator
Cellular component (GO): cytoplasm; aminoacyl-tRNA synthetase multienzyme complex; nucleus
Source: RefSeq, a predicted model, not a curated record